AUUUACAAAAUUCAUCUUUAAUAGCUUUAUCUUUAACAACUUUAGAAAGUUCAAUUUUAGUAGCUUUGUGUAAUGAUUUAUCUUCAAUAGUUUCGCACUAUUCUUCUGAAGAAAUUGAAAUAGAAAAUGAAAAUAAAUCACAUCUAAAGCAUUCUGAGAGAAGAUCACCAGAUCCUGUUCAUGAACAUCCUAUUAAGCUUGAAAUGCAUCUUGCGAAGAAGUGUGAAG
Racocetra persica is the source of this 228-nucleotide messenger RNA. Lineage: Eukaryota; Fungi; Glomeromycota; Glomeromycetes; Diversisporales; Gigasporaceae. The record is from the annotation of a GenBank genome assembly.